Molecule: messenger RNA, 873 nt
Organism: Caenorhabditis angaria
Lineage: Eukaryota; Metazoa; Nematoda; Chromadorea; Rhabditida; Rhabditidae
Source: the annotation of a GenBank genome assembly
AUGAACGAUGGUCCGGUCGCUAAAAAAUGUCGAAUUUGGAAUCCGGCAAUCUCGGAUAGCACUGAAGAAGAAGAAGUGGAGAAACAGCAAAAGCCAUUGGAUUUUUCGGCCGCCAAGAAUAUGCAGAUUUUUCAGGUGGGAAAUUUAGAAAAAUACCUAAAAAUGUGAAAAAAAAACUUUUUUUAAUAUUUCAAAUUGCCUCCACAAAAACUACAAUGCUCCGCUUUUACGAGAUCUUCAAAUUUGCAGGUGUAAAUGCGUAGCUUCGUAGUUUCUUGACAGUGCAGAGUGUCUGCGUCUGUAGCUAAUCACUCUGCGUCUCUAACUCUCUAGUUGUCUAGCUUCUCUGCCCUCUCUCGUUUUCCUAUGCUCUCUAGCUAUCUUGCGCGAAGCGCCCCGGAAGACUUCCGCGUAAGCGGUUCGAGCGGAGCGAGUGUAUCUCCCUCUGCGUCUCUAACCGCCUAGGUAUUUCUAAUUGUCUAGUGUCUCUGCGUCUCUAACCUUCUCCUACUCUCUAGCUUCUCUCCAAAUCCUAUACUCUUCCAGAAUUAUCUUCAACUUGCACCUCUCAUGAUGCGAUUUCAACAACAUCAACAAGAAUUGGCUCGCCGCCAAUUUCUUCUCACCAACUUCCCACCAAUCCAAAUUGCUCCACCACCACCACAACUUCAACCAUCUCCACCCUCACCAGCCACCACAACAUCCACCUCACCGCUCACAAAUCCCAUCGUGGCCAGCACUUUGGGCACGCCGUUGGUCAACGAGAAUUGUUGCGCGGUUUGUGGCGCCAAUUUUCGACUGACCGGCGAUUUAGUGCAACAUAUGAGGAAUAAUCAUAGGAAGAGCAAAUUCAAGAGAAAAUCGGAGAAAUAA